Molecule: messenger RNA, 934 nt
Organism: Rubroshorea leprosula
Lineage: Eukaryota; Viridiplantae; Streptophyta; Magnoliopsida; Malvales; Dipterocarpaceae
Source: the annotation of a GenBank genome assembly
ACCAUUUGUCUUCAUGCCAAUCCUGGGCAUCUAAGCUAUAAAAAUUACAGCAAAGAAGGAUUAUGUUAUGUUAUGAAUGCAAUACAAAAUCUGGUGGCGGUCGUGGCGGCGCCGUGGCUAUAGAGACAAGGAGGACGAAGUUGGGUUUCAGACAUCAGACUGAUUUAAAUACAAAAUACUACAUUUCCGAGAUUCUCCAAAAACAAGGAGACAAUCUUUGCGCUUUCCCGCAGAACAAUGCGACAUGUCCCUCCAUUCACACUCCCCACAGCUCAUUCCCAUUUCCAUAAGGGAACCUAGGACCUAGAAGAAUGAUCGUAGGUUGCUCCAAUUUUCUUACCAAAACUCAUCUUUGGAAAACCUGACACAUGACUGUAUUUUGCUGGGUUCCAAUGUCCAAACUCGACUUAUCUACUUUGUAUCAAAUCUUUAACUUAUGGCCAUGCCAUGGAAAAUGUACAAAAAAGAAGGAAGGAAGGAAGGAAGGAAGGAAGCAUCAAGCAUGUGCAUGUGCAUCCACUAAUGGGAUUAGGGGGGAGGGUCCUUAUAUUUAUAGAGGAGGGUCUAAAUUCAGUGGAAGUGCUAUCCAAAUCUCCAAUCAAGCAAGAAAUGUUAACUUUAAAGGAAAAAGGGGAACUAGAAGCAUAUUGGUGAGAUUUGUCCUGAACAGGGAAGAACUCAAAUCAGGAUGCUAGUCUGGUGGCAAAAUCCUGGAUCUGAUUAUUCCCAUUCCUGUGCUUAAGACAAUGGAUCUGUUGUUCUUGUUGGAAUUUUUUUUUUUUUAUGUGUUUUUUUGUGAAUUUGUGAUAUCUAAAUAUUUGCCCAACUGGGCGGUGGUAUACCAUCCCUAUCUUUUUCGCUGUGUCUUUUCUGAAUUGCAGUCAGUAAGUUGUAAUUCUCGUCCACGUGACAUGAACAAAUUGUGCUUUUAAUU